AUGAAUAAAAGACAAAGAGAAAUGGAUGAUUAUGAUAGUGGUCGUAGUAAAAUUCAUAAAUUUUCAACUAUUCCGAGUAACAGUCACAAUAAUGUUGUUGAUUUAACUAAUGACAUCCAUGGUAUGGAUAAGUAUAACAAAUUUACUGCUUUGUUAGAUGAUUCUAGUUCUGAUGAUGAUAAUAAUAUAGAUAAAAAAUCUGACGGCCAACCUGUGUCAUCUAAUAAAGCAAUUUUAGAUUUAAAAAAUGGUAAUGGAGAAGAUAAAUUUACAAAGUUCACUGCUUUAUUAGAUGAAUCAAGUAAUGAUGAGGAUGGCAAUGACAAUGAGGAGAAACAAUCUAAUAAAAAUCACCCAGUGUCAUCUAACAAAACACACUUAAAUGAAAAAGAUGGUAAAAGUGAAGAUCAGUAUACUAAAUUUACAGCUUUAUUAGAUGACUCGAGCACUGAUGAUGAUGAUCAUGGUGCAGAACGAAAAUCCAAUAAUAAAGUACCGGUAUCAUCUAUUGAAAAAAAUUUAGCAAAAAAUGAUGUUCCAAAGAAAGAUGAAUACAACAAUUUCACCAGACUUUUAGAUGAAUCGAGUUCUGAUGAUGAUAAUAAUGAAAAUGUAGAAAAGAAAUCUCCUGAUGAAGAACAACAUGUUGAUGUAAAUGACAGUGCACUGGUAAAUGAACUGCUGUCACAAUUUUCAGACGACGAUGAUGAAGAUUCGAGUUGCUUGGAUUCUGGACGUGGUGUCAGUCUUGCAUUAACAAAUCAGACUAUUUCUAGCUUAAGUGCACCGACAAAAAGUUUCAGCGACAAACAAAACCAAUUAGUUGCUCAGGAUUCUGAUUUAAUCACGGAUCUGGAUGCAGAGGAAGGUCUAGGUGACUUUUUCGACGAUUGGGAUGACAAUGAUGGUGGUAAAAAAUUGACGUUGGAUCUCACACAAUUUAAACGUUGUAAAAUUAUUGAAAUUAAGCGACUACUGAAGUACACACGCGUUGUAGUUGAAGAAAUUGAAUCUGCUGAACGUGCCGAAGUAUUGUGCUCACAAAAUUGGCAAGAUACAAAAUUUGUCAUUGACGAGCCGGUGAUGGUGAAAGCUAUAAAAUCUUUUGACGAAUGGGUUGUCAAUAACGAGAGCGGAAUGUUUGUCACACAAGCAGAUACUCUGGUAUCCGGAACGUCAGUCGUCCAGGGAAUAUUUUGUGAACGCCAGGGAAUUUUAGCCCAAAAAUUUAAUGGUAUAAAUUGUCUACCAAAUAUUCCAGCAAAUGAUAUGUCAAUGUCUUGUGGUGUUAUUGUCCAUGAGUUACUUCAGACUGCAUUGUGUAAUGAAAUUUAUGAUCUACAAGGUAUAAGGCAACUACUGAACAAUAUUUUGAAACAACCACGGAUUAUUCUAUUGGUUUAUUGUUCUAAUUUGUCGACGAAAAAUAUAAAAGAGUUAGUAGAUGAGUAUAUCUACAUGAUACAUCAGUUUAUGGAACGUUAUUUAAUUGGUAAAAAACCUGAUCAUCAAAAUGAUAAAGAGUUUAAUGGUAUAAUUGAGUGUAUAAGAGAUGUCGAAGAAAAUGUUUGGCUUCCUUCUUUGGGUGUUAAAGGUAAAAUUGAUGUGACCGUUGACGUAAGAGUCAAUAAAAAACUUAAAACUGUACCGCUGGAAAUAAAAACAGGACGUGCUUCUUAUUCUGCUGAACAUAAAGGACAAUUAUAUUUAUACAGUAUGAUGUUGAACUCUCUGGGUCUUGAUGUUAAUUCAGGAUUACUACUUUAUAUUAAAGAAAAUAGAAUGGAAGAGAUAAUGAGUACACGUCACGAGCAACGUGAUUUAAUUUUAUUGAGAAACAGUAUUGCUUAUUAUUUAUCACGACAACCGUUUGUUACAGAAACUAUUGAUGAUAAUGGUAAAACUGUUAAAGAUUGGAGAUUGCCUGAUUUACCAGAGCCAAUUAGUUUUGCAAACGCAUGUAAGAAAUGUACUUAUAAUUCAAUUUGCUGUUUAUUUGCUAAAAAGAAUCCUAAUCCUGAACUUUCAGAGUCGCAUCCGCAUGUUAAACUUACAGAAAAAGCUCUUCAACACUUGACAGAUGAUCAUAUACAUUACAUAAUGGCUUGGAUAUCAAUGUUACAAAUGGAGGAGUCUUAUAAUCGUACUGCUGCUGGUAAUCGUGUUAUUUGGUCACAAAAACCCAUUGAAAGAGAAACACAACGAAUGUGUUUGAGUUAUUUAACUCUCGUUAAGCCUGUUGUUAAAGAAGAAGACAACUGUUAUAUUCAUACAUUUGUACGGGGUGAAUUAAAAGACAAAGAUUUUGAAUUACCAGUUAAAGAUUUCACUCAAGUAUUUAGCAAAGAAGUAUACGUAAUGGUGAAUACUUGUAUGAGAAUAAAUAUUAUUACUGGAUAUGUUUCGGAAGUAACUAAAGAUUCAAUAUCUGUUGAAUUGGAAAAAGACAUAAGUAGGUGGAGCACUGCUGAAUUUUAUCAUCUUGAUGUAGUUGCUACGGCUACAACUCCAUACAGAGUACUUGGUACUCUUGCGACUUUGCUUGUUGACAAUGAUAUCACUAGAAAACUACGAAAAAUGAUUAUUGAUCGACAGCCAGCGUCAUUUAGCAGUGAAGUGCCAACAAGAUUGAGUUUUGGAGAGCCAGCUAAAAUUCUUAACACACUUAAUAAAUAUCAGCAGGAAGCUUUGAUAGCAGCUAUAUGUACUAAUGAUUAUGUUUUGAUUAAAGGAAUGCCGGGUACUGGAAAAACGCAAACACUGGUUGCAUUAAUUAGAAUUUUAGUCCAUCUAGGUCAUUCAGUAUUAAUAACAGCCCACACACACGUUGCAGUUGAUAAUAUUUUAAUAAAACUCCAGGAAAAGGAUAAUGAAAUUGAUUUUUUACGCUUAGGUACCAAAAACAGAGUUCACCCGAGCUUGUAUAGUAAGACUGAUGAAGUAUUUAUUAGUAAAUGUAAUACAGUCGAAAUAUUAGAUUCCCAAUUUCAGAAAAAGAAAAUUGUUGCAGUUACUUGCUUAGGCGCAAGUCAUCCCCUUUUGUCACGACGUAUGUUUGAUUAUUGUCUAGUAGACGAGUGUACACAAGCAUUACAGCCUGUAUUACUACGUCCACUUUUUAAUGCAGAUAAAUAUGUACUAGUUGGUGAUCCAGAACAGCUGCCAGCUGUUAUUAGAUACCAUGAAGCGAGGAAAUUAGGUAUGAACGAAACUAUGUUUAGUCGAUUGGACAGUGUUAAUAAUACACGUACUCUGAAGAAACAAUAUCGAAUGAAUCAAAAGAUUAUGGAUCUUGCUAAUAAAUUGACUUACAACGGAGAGCUUAUUAUCGGCAAUGAUCAAGUAGCAAAUGCUACGCUAAGAUUCACUAACAAAAAAGUUGUGGAGUCUAGCGAAGGUUGGGUAAAAAAAGCUUUAUCAUGCGACUUGGAAGACGCUGUAAUUAUGCUAGAUACUGAAGUUACUUACAAUUUACGUCUUAAUAUGACUUCGUCUGACGUACCUGAGGAUGAAGUGACUCGCUGUGUUAAUUACUGCGAAGCGGCUAUUAUUUUAAAACUUUUGAAUGUUUUGAGCGAAGCAGGUAUUGAAUCCACAGAAAUAGGAGUAAUUGCUCCAUUCACAGCUCAAGUUUCUCUGCUUAAGCGUUUGAUUGAGAAUAAAAUAGAAAUAAAUACAGUAGAUCAGUAUCAAGGACGGGAUAAAAGUGUGAUAAUUUUUUCGUGUACGAGAAACGAUCGACGUGAAUUUAAAAAAAAGGUAACAGAUUAUGAAGUUUUGAAUGAUCAUACCAGGAUAAAUGUUGCGCUUACGCGUGCAAAGCACAAGCUUAUUAUUAUUGGCGAUAGACAAAGUCUUGUAAGAUUUGAUCCAUUUGAAAAAUUAUUUAAUAUAUUAACCGAUGAGAUUUUAGUUUUAAAGCCUGAUUGCAAUGAUUUUGCUUGGGAUAAAUUAAGUAAGUUUAUUCCUAAACAAGAAAUUUUAUCUUAA
Messenger RNA from Cotesia congregata, 3990 nucleotides. NCBI's taxonomy places the organism in Eukaryota, Metazoa, Arthropoda, Insecta, Hymenoptera, Braconidae. The record is from the annotation of a GenBank genome assembly.